AAUGCCAAUAACAAUGGACUGACCACCUCAACGGAAAAAAAAUCAGAUACCUUUACAGCGGUUGGACAGCGCGAACAAUGACUACAAGAUGUCCAUACUGCCACAUUUCAUAUGCAUCAUUGCGUCUAAAGACCUUCCAUCGUCUGGCCAUCGAAGUGACUACCACUCUUCCAGCGCGCCGGAGCUUCAUGACAAGCUCUAGCUGCCACUUCCCCAAACCAAACCCUAACCAGAAGAAACGACAUGGAAAUCCAAGACGACGAAGAAUGCAAGAGCUCUCCAAGCUCGAGAGUCUGCACGCUGAAAUCUCCGGACUCGCUAAAGAGUUGAAAAGUAAACCACAAACUGCGCAAUCGUCUAGCCCUUCUACACCCACUGAAGGAGAAAAGAGCAUACCAGGCCUGCCUAUACAGCCAGAAGAUAUACCACAUACACAUGCGCCACCUUCGCAGUACCUCCCCAAAUCCCCCAUUGUCGCAAGACUAGAACAAAGGGGAAGCAAGUUGAAACCCCGUGCGGGAAAACAGGAUAUUGACCGCCUAAAAUACAACCCGUGGGCGCAGAUACUAGCAAGCCCUGUGCGCAUGUGCGUUGCAACUGGAGCCCGGAUACCAGAUAAACUGCUGGGAGACUGGGGCUUGGUGCAGCACCCGAAGACAAAGAGGUCAUGGAUCAUGCCUGUGGACUUGGUUAAGGAGGAACUGCAGAGAGUGAGCGCGAAGAGAAUGCCAACGACAUCAUCAGAGACGCGCGAUGGCGUUCCUGAAGAGGACCCGAUACUACCGCCUCCAUCUCCUCCGCCACGAUACAAAUUUCGUACCUUCCACAUGACGAGUAGCGUAGAGGUGUUGGAUGCGAUUUCUAAAAUGAAAGAGACUCAGCCGGGCCGUCUUAUCCCUACUAAUUGGAAAGUACCAAAGGGACCCUUGCAGCGGAAACCGACUUAUGUUUUUCGAAGGGACAUGUCAGAUUAUUAUUUGGCGCGGAUGAGGGAGAGGGUCAUGGCAUGGUUGAAGAAGGCGAAGGAGCUACGGCCACUCGGGGAGAAAUCGGGGGACUGGACCGUUCUAGACACGGGGAUAGAAGCUAUUGGAGAAGAAGGGCUGGAGGAAAAUUUGCGGAAAUUAGGAGACUUGGAGCAUGUAGCUUGGGGAGCGGUGUUUAUAUCGAGGAGGGCAGGGACGGAGGACACUGACAAUUCUCUACCAGGGGAAGAGUCAGCAGCUGAAGAAGACAAUCCCAACAUACCUUCUACUUCGCAAGUAGAAUCGACAGAUGAAUCAAGCCGUCCAGAAGCCUCUAUUGCUCCAGAAGCUCAUUCGGAAUCAGCCAAGGUAUUUCCCAAGCUACCUAAUUACGUCGCUCUGCCUGCCAUAGGCUCGAUAGUACCAGUGUUCGACCUCACUACUCUCCUGACAGAAGACCAGCUGAAAGAUCUCCGUCAUCAUGCAGAUAUAUUCCAACACCCUGCAAUCCUUUACCGGCCGGGAGAAAGAGCACCCUCCUCUAUGAUUUCUUGGCUCUGGAAUCUGAAACUUUAUAUGAUGAAGUAUGAUGGACCCUGAGAAGGCCGUUUUAUUCCCAAUCAUAAUGCAUGUAUAUAGUAUAGGAUAGGCAUUUCCAAAGCGAUAUUUAGCCAUUUCCCUUGCAUGGACCAAUGUAUCAUAACUAGAAAUGUAUAAUAGACGGACCGAGAGGAGCAUUGAAUUGAAGGAAGUAGUCUCCUUCGAUGAAGAUAGAUUUACAAGGAAUAAGUGUCCAGAAAUUAUAUUCUUUCAUCUAUCGCUGGUCUAUAUGGAGUAUCAUGAAAAUACUACAUGAGGUCUCUCACUCUCAUGACCCGUCU
Molecule: messenger RNA, 1846 nt
Organism: Blastomyces gilchristii SLH14081
Lineage: Eukaryota; Fungi; Ascomycota; Eurotiomycetes; Onygenales; Ajellomycetaceae
Exons: 1
Coding region: 78-1565 (495 amino acids)
Source: RefSeq, a predicted model, not a curated record